Molecule: messenger RNA, 1499 nt
Organism: Rhizopus microsporus ATCC 52813
Lineage: Eukaryota; Fungi; Mucoromycota; Mucoromycetes; Mucorales; Rhizopodaceae
Product: glutamine synthetase/guanido kinase
Exons: 4
Coding region: 19-1440 (473 amino acids)
Molecular function (GO): glutamine synthetase activity
Source: RefSeq, a predicted model, not a curated record
CUUUAUCUUUAUCUUUAUAUGACCAAGUUAACAUUAGACAAUAUUCAUCAAGAGCUUGAAUCCGAUAUCAAAGUCAAAGUAGCAGCGGUAGAUAUCGAUGGUGUAUUACGUGGAAAGGUCAUGCAUAAAGACAAGUUUUUAAACAUUGUCAAAGACGGUUUCGGAUUCUGUUCCGUUAUCUUUGGCUGGGAUAUCAGCGAUAAGGCAUAUACAACUGCCACAGAGUUUGCGGGAGAAGAUGCGUCUUUUUUUGAUUUGAUUGCCAAGGUUGAUCUUGAGUCAUACCGUCGUAUUCCGUGGGAGGAUAACAUACCAUUCUUUUUUGUCACUCUCUAUCAUCCUCAUACCAACGAACGACUUCAUUGCUGUCCACGUAGCUUACUGAAGGAUGCAUCUGAAGAGUAUUCGAAAGAAUGGGGUAUCACGCCUUACUGUGGUGUCGAGUUUGAAUUUUAUUGCUUUAAAGAAACUAUAGAAAACCUAACAAGCAAAGGAUACCAAUCACCAACACCGUUGACACUUGGAAUGUGUGGAUACUCUCUUCUACGUCCAUUAGAAAAUCAAGAGUUUUACUAUAAUACGUUUGACUGGCUCAAGCAAUUUAAUGUGGAUAUUGAAAGUUGGCAUACAGAGACAGGACCAGGCGUGUUUGAGGCAGCAGUGAGCUAUAACAAAGCAGUAGAAAUGGGCGAUCGAGGCACAUUAUUCAAGACUUCUGUAAAGCAAAUUGCAAAGAAGUAUGGGAUCAUGGCUUCCUUUAUGGCCAAGCCUUAUUCUGAUCUUCCUGGAUGCUCGGGUCAUAUGCACUUUAGUCUCAAGAAUAAGGAGGGUGAAAAUGUGUUUGCUGUAGGUGAAAAGAGUGAAAAGUAUCCCAAUAUGACCAAGAUGAUGGUUUGGUUUGUGGCCGGUGUUUUGAAAGCAUUGCCUAGUAUAAUGGCCAUUCUAGCACCUACAAUCAAAAGUUUAAAAAAAAGAAAGAGUUGUAAUGGUUGUGCCAGUUAUAAGAGACUUGUUGAAAACUUUUGGGCACCCGUCAGUGUCUCUUGGGGAUUUGACUCUCGUCAUACUGCCAUUCGUGUCAUUGUACCUCCGUCUACCUCUGAGAGUGCUAGCCGAAUUGAAAUGAGAGUUUCAGGAGCAGAUAUCAAUCCACAUUUGGCAUUGGCCGCUAUCCUCAAGUGUGGUGCUUGGGGAAUCAAGACAAAGCAAGAGCUACCAACGGGACCAAGUCAGUCAGCCAAGGAUGUAACACAUAAUGAACGAUUAGCUCGUACAUUACAAGAGGCUAUAGCAGCUAUGGAAGCCAAGGAUUCUGUUGCACGUAUGGUAUUGGGAGAUAGCUUUGUGAAUCACUUUGUCAGUACAAGGAAACAUGAAUGGAAUUUGUGGCAGGUUGCUGUGACUGAUUACGAAUUGAAACGUUACAUGGAGUUAGUUUAAAUUCUAUGACUUUUUUUUGCCAAUAAAAACACGGUUCCUGCCCACUGUGGAUCACAGUC